AUGUCUCUUGGGGCCGUGACGGUUGAGGGUACAUGUAACAUCUACCAGAUGACCUCGAUCCAGAUUGACUUCUGCGACUAUGCCCAGGUUAUCAGCGACCUCGUCCCCGGGAUGGUUUCAUCUAACCAGCUCCAGCGCUGCAUCGCUAACAUGGACAGGGAAAUGUGCAGACCAGUGUUAGACUGCCAGAAUUCAGAAACCAUGAUUAAUGAAGCAUUGGAACUUCUCGAUCACAUCUUGGCGGACGAUUCGUGUACCGACCCAUGCACGUCGAACCCAUGCGUCCAUGGAUCCUGUACUCGUCUGACCUCUCAAACCUACUCAUGCACGUGUCAAGCAGGAUACACCGGAAGUACUUGCAAUACGGAUAUCAACGAAUGCGAUUCGAACCCUUGUCAAAAUGGAGGAGCUUGCGUCGAUGGAGUCAAUUCUUUCACCUGUAACUGUGCGUCUGGCUUUGGAGGAGACAGAUGCCAAACCAAUAUCAACGAAUGCGCAUCGAAUCCUUGCCAAAAUGGAGGAGCGUGCGUCGAUGGACUCAAUUCAUUUACCUGUAACUGUGCAGCUGGCUUUACAGGAGAUCGAUGCCAAACCGAUAUCAAUGAAUGUGCAUCGAACCCUUGUCAAAAUGGAGGAGCGUGCGUCGAUGGACUCAAUUCAUUUACCUGUAACUGUGCGUCUGGCUUUGGAGGAGACAGAUGCCAAACCAAUAUCAACGAAUGCGCAUCGAAUCCUUGCCAAAAUGGAGGAGCGUGCGUCGAUGGACUCAAUUCAUUUACCUGUAACUGUGCAGCUGGCUUUACAGGAGAUCGAUGCCAAACCGAUAUCAAUGAAUGUGCAUCGAACCCUUGUCAAAAUGGAGGAGCGUGCGUCGAUGGACUCAAUUCAUUUACCUGUACCUGUGCGCCUGGCUUUGAAGGAGAUCGAUGCCAAACUGAUAUCAACGAAUGCGCCUCAAACCCAUGUCAGAAUGGCGGAAUGUGCGUCGAUGGACUGAAUUCUUUUACCUGUAACUGUGCGCCUGGGUUCGAAGGAGACCGAUGCCAAACCAACAUUGACGAGUGCGCCUCCAAUCCGUGUGAAAAUGGUGCAUUGUGCGUCGAUGGACUGAAUUCUUUUACCUGUAACUGUGCGACUGGCUUUGAAGGAGACCGAUGCCAAACCAACAUUGACGAGUGCGCCUCCAAUCCGUGCGAAAACGGUGCAUUGUGCGUCGAUGGACUGAAUUCUUUUACUUGUAACUGUGCGACUGGCUUUGAAGGAGACCGAUGCCAAAUUAGUAAGUUGAAAGGAGAAAAAAUCUGUAACGCAGACUAA
Messenger RNA from Lytechinus variegatus (green sea urchin), 1317 nucleotides. RefSeq names its product fibropellin-1-like. The record is from RefSeq and is a predicted model, not a curated record. NCBI's taxonomy places the organism in Eukaryota, Metazoa, Echinodermata, Echinoidea, Temnopleuroida, Toxopneustidae. Gene Ontology annotation, biological process: establishment or maintenance of epithelial cell apical/basal polarity; heterophilic cell-cell adhesion. Gene Ontology annotation, cellular component: protein-containing complex; plasma membrane. The transcript has 15 exons. Bases 1 to 1317 code for a protein of 438 amino acids. Gene Ontology annotation, molecular function: calcium ion binding.